This is a messenger RNA of Cajanus cajan (pigeon pea), 3000 nucleotides long. RefSeq names its product Pentatricopeptide repeat (PPR) superfamily protein. NCBI's taxonomy places the organism in Eukaryota, Viridiplantae, Streptophyta, Magnoliopsida, Fabales, Fabaceae. Gene Ontology annotation, molecular function: RNA binding; protein binding; zinc ion binding. Gene Ontology annotation, biological process: RNA modification. The record is from RefSeq and is a predicted model, not a curated record.
UCUAGUCCCACAUCGAUGGGAAUGGGAAGACUCUCCAGUCUCCAAUCUCCAAUCUCCAAACUCCGUGGCUUCCCCGUUGUGGCCACAUCCCACAGAUCCACUAAUUUUGAUGUGCUUGAUUUUUCCAUUCCAAAAUUCUUAUCCUCAAACCCCAAAGCUGCUUACUUUUACUUUACCAUUUUAUUCAACCAACCUACGUAACUUCCAACAUCGUUUAAGGUUCCCCACUAACUAACUAGUAACUAUGCUAUUUCCAACAACGACACUGUCUGUGUGGUAAAAGUAACGUUGAAUCAUGAUGUUAUGUAGUACAACACUUGCUCACAGUUUUUCUCCACUCCACUUCCGCCAAACUUGCUUGCACAUUCUCUCUCUCUGCAACUCACACUUCCUCCAGGAGGGACUAUGUGUUCACGGUCCAAUCAUCAAACUGGCUCUCCAACACGACUUGUAUUUGAACAACAAUUUGUUGUCCUUGUAUGCCAAAUGCUUUGGAGUUCGACAAGCACGCCAUUUCUUCGAUGAAAUGCCUCAUAAGGAUGUUGUGUCAUGGACUACGCUUCUCUCUGCUCACACCAGGAAUAACCAUCAUUUUGAGGCCCUUCAAUUGUUUGACAUGAUGCUAGGUUCUGGUCAAUGCCCCAAUCAGUUCACUUUGUCCAGUGCCUUAAGAUCAUGUUCUGCCUUGGGACACUUUCAGUCCGGGGCUCAAAUUCAUGCCUCUGUGGUAAAGCUUGGGUUAGAGCUGAAUCCGGUUCUGGGUACCACUUUGCUCGAUUUCUACACCAAGUGUGAUGGCACUGUGGAGGCACACAAACUGCUUGCUUUUGUUAAGGAUGGUGAUGUUGUGUCUUGGACAACAAUGAUCUCUUCAUUGGUGGAAACUAGUAAAUGGAGUGAAGCUCUACAACUCUAUGUCAAAAUGAUUGAAGCGGGUGUUUACCCGAAUGAGUUCACAUUUGUUAAACUCUUAGGCGUGUCUUCUUUUCAUGGUUUGGGAAUGAAUUAUGGGAAAGUACUGCAUGCACAGUUAAUCAGAUUGGGUGUUGGAAUGAAUUUGGUGUUGAAGACUGCCAUUGUUGAUAUGUAUGCAAAAUGCAGACGGAUGGAGGACGCUAUUAAGGUCUCAAAUCAGACACCUGAAUAUGAUGUGUGCUUAUGGACUACCAUUAUUUCUGGAUUUGUUCAAAAUGUGCAGGUUAGAGAGGCUGUUAAUGCAUUUCUUGAUAUGCAACUGUCUGGAAUUCUACCAAAUAAUUUUACAUAUGCUAGUUUAUUGAAUGCUAGCACCUCAGUUUUAUCAUUGGAGUUAGGGAAACAGUUUCAUUCACGGCUUAUCAUGGUUGGAUUGGAGGAUGAUCUUUAUGCAGGAAAUGCACUGCUUGAUAUGUACAUGAAAUGCUCCCACACCGCAACAAAUGGUGUGAAAGCUUUCAGAGGUAUAGCCUCACCGAAUGUCAUCUCUUGGACUUCUUUGGUUGCUGGUUUUGUAGAACAUGGUUUAGAAGAAGAAUCUCUUCGGUUAUUUUCUGAGAUGCAAGCAGCAGGAGUGCAACCAAAUUCCUUUACACUGUCUACUAUUCUUGGAGCUUGCAGCAAAAUGAAAUCUGUUAUUCAAACAAAGAAAAUCCAUGGACGUAUCAUAAAAACAAAAGCAGACAUAGACAUAGCUGUUGGGAAUGCUCUUGUUGAUGCAUAUGCUGGAGGGGGGAUGGCUGAUGAAGCAUGGUCUGUUAUUGGCAAGAUGAACCAUAGAGAUCUCAUCACAUACACAAGUUUAGCGGCAAGAUUAAACCAGAGGGGGGAUCACGAAAUGGCAUUAAAAGUCAUCACUCACAUGUGUAAUGAUGGGGUUAAGAUGGAUGAAUAUAGCUUGGCAAGUUUUCUAUCAGCUGCAGGUAGCUUAGGCACUAUGGUAACUGGAAAGCAGCUACAUUGUUACUCUGUCAAAUCAGGUUUCAAGAGUUGUAACUCGGUUUCAAAUAGCCUAGUUCACUUGUACAGCAAGUGUGGCAACAUGCACAAUGCCUACAAAGCUUUCAAAGAUAUAAAUGAGCCAGAUACAGUGUCAUGGAAUGGUUUGAUAUCUGGGUUGACAUCAACUGGACACAUAUCCGAUGCUCUUUCUGCCUUUGAUGACAUGAGGUUAUCAGGAGUUAAACCCGAUUCUUUCACAUUCUUAUCACUAAUUUUUGCUUGCAGCCAAGGUAAUUUAUUGAAUCUGGGUCUUGAUUAUUUCUAUUCCAUGGAAAAAACAUAUGAAAUAACUCCAAAGUCGGAUCACUAUGUGUGUUUAGUUGAUCUCCUCAGUAGAGGUGGUCGCCUAGAGGAAGCUAUGGGAGUCAUUGAAACAAUGCCUUUCAAGCCAGAUUCUGUAAUUUAUAAAACUUUACUAAAUGCUUGCAACUUACAUGGAAAUGUGCCACUGGGAGAAGAUAUGGCAAGGAGAUGCCUUGAGCUUGAUCCAUCUGAUCCUGCAAUAUAUUUGCUGCUUGCAAGCUUGUAUGACAAUGCUGGACUCCCUGAUUUCGGUGACAAGACUCGCAAGCUGAUGAGAGAAAGAGGCUUGAGAAGAAGUCCUAGGCAGUGUUGGAUGGAGGUAAGAAAUAAAAUUUAUCUCUUCUCUGCAAGAGAGAAGAUAGAUAAGGAUGAGAUUAAUCAAAUGCUGGAGUUUCUUAUAUCUGAAAUAAGGAAUAGAGGGUAUCCAUACCAAGAGAAUGAAGACAAAUUAUACCACUCAGAGCAAUUGGCCCUUGCAUUUGGUGUUCUUUGUUUACCAACUAUGGCUCCAGUACGCAUAAACAAGAAUUCACUUAUCUGCACUCACUGUCAUUCUUUUAUAAUGCUUGUGACACAAUUUUUUGAUAGGGAGAUAAUUGUGAGGGAUAGGAAACGAUUCCAUUUCUUCAAGGAAGGGCAGUGUUCAUGUAGAGGAGGUCACUCAUAAUGUGUUGAAACAUUUACCCGUUUUUUUUUUCUAAGCAUGUUACGUUGAUGAUC